Molecule: messenger RNA, 1812 nt
Organism: Closterium sp. Yama58-4
Lineage: Eukaryota; Viridiplantae; Streptophyta; Zygnematophyceae; Desmidiales; Closteriaceae
Source: the annotation of a GenBank genome assembly
AUGGCCAAGUUCGUUGGCAACAGCGUCGAGACGAUGCCGAUCAGCGUAAACCUGACGCAGCGCGGCGUGCUGCUCGCGCUGAAAAAGGCCUGGGGAGGGAAUUUCUACCAGUCGGAAACGUGGCUGGAGUCGGCUCAAGACGAGCUCUGGUGGGGUGUGACGAUUAACGAAUUCGGAUCUGUUACAGCGUUGGAGUUACCACGUGCGGAGAUCGCCGGCCCGCUCCCGUUGCUGCUGACGAAGCUCACGGGGCUGACCGCGCUGGACCUCAGGGGGAACCAUCUGAGAGGGAGCAUUCCCAAAGGGUUACUCGCGGCGUUACCCGGUCUGCAGUCGCUGUACCUCAGCGAUAAUAACCUUGUUGGCGAGUUUCCUUUUAACGAGGUUUUCAGGAAGCCGGUUGUUCCCAUGGCGAUGUUGCAGAUUGACGGUAACGUCUUCACGGGGACCAUCGCCGACGACGUUUUCGCGAAUGCGACGGCGCUUCAGUCGCUUGGCCUCUCCGCCAACAAGUUCUCUGGAGUAAUUCCCUCCAGCCUGGGCAACUGUCGGCAAAUCUCAGCCAUUGAUCUGAGCGACAACCAGUUCACGGGGCAGAUUCCAGGAAGCAUAGCUGGCCUCCCUGCCCUGUCAAUCUUUGACGUCGGUCAGAACAAACUUUCCGGGGUCAUCCCGGAUUUCUUGGGCAACUUCCCCAACAUGAUGAACCUCGAUCUGAGCGACAACCAGUUCUACGGGGUCGUUCCGGCAACCUUUUCCAAGUUCGGGCAGACAUUGCGGGCAGUGAAGCUGGCCAACAAUUAUCUCACGGGUCCCCUGCCUCAAUUUCCGAACCUUGGCCAGGGCUGUGGCUCUCCGGGUCCCGACGGCUCCGACAGCAUCUCGUGCUACAUGUUCAGCGUUCUCCUGGACUUUUCGGGAAAUUAUUUUGAGGGCAGCACGCAGUUGACUAUUCAGGUGCCCGGGUCGGAGGACUACCCUGGCACAUCUCAAGUCUGCCCAGCUGAUUAUCCUGAGAGGAUUCUUGUGGAGGGUAACUGCCUGACGACUGACGGUGUAGGGGAUGCAGAAUGUACGGCUGACGGUCAGAAGCUUCCUGAGGAGUGUAGCGCAUUCUGCGGAACUGGGACUCCGGAAUCUGAAGAUGAAGACGAAACUUUUGAGUCGAUUGAGAAGUUGAUCACGCAGGGAAUUAAUGCUGGAGACGUUAAGAAACUUCAGGAUGCUGGACUGCCAAUCAACAUGAAAGGUGGCAAUGGUAAAGUGGCCUUCAUUGACACCGAAGGAACAUUCCGUCCAGAGAGAAUCGUUCCAAUUGCCGAGAGGUUUGGCUUGGAUCCAAAUGCGGUGCUUGACAAUAUCAUAUUCGCUCGAGCUUACACGCACGAGCAUCAAUACCAGCUUCUCAUUGCACUUGCCGCGAAAAUGGCUGAAGAGCCCUUCAAGCUGCUGAUCAUCGACUCUAUCACAGCUUUGUUCAGGGUGGAUUUCACGGGGCGUGGAGAACUCGCGGAGAGACAGCAAAAACUGGCGCAAAUGCUCUCAAGAAUCACGAAGAUAUCUGAGGAGUUCAAUGUAGCUGUCUUUCUUACAAACCAAGUUAUUGCUGACCCCGGAGGAGGAACAUUCGUAGCUGAUCCCAAGAAACCUGCCGGAGGUCAUGUGAUGGCUCAUGCAUCCACCGUGCGGUUGAUGUUCCGCAAGGGCAAGGGAGAGCAACGCAUAUGCAAGGUCAUCGACUCUCCAAAUCUGCCUGAGUCUGAAGCUACUUUCGCGAUUGCCAAUGGAGGAGUCGUGGACGCAAAGGAUUGA